This is a messenger RNA of Drosophila biarmipes, 590 nucleotides long. RefSeq lists its product as uncharacterized. The record is from RefSeq and is a predicted model, not a curated record. The coding region runs from base 106 to 477 and encodes 123 amino acids. The transcript is spliced from 2 exons. Gene Ontology annotation, molecular function: odorant binding. NCBI's taxonomy places the organism in Eukaryota, Metazoa, Arthropoda, Insecta, Diptera, Drosophilidae.
UCUGAAAUCGUGGUCUACUUUUGCGCUAAAUUGAAAUGGGUAGGCUCAAUCAUAUAUAAGGCCGAUGAUUGAGUGAUUGAGCUAGUUUGAAAGCAGUUUUCCGACAUGAUGGUUGUGCAAAGCGUCGUGGUGCUAUGGAUCUUCAUGAUAACUACGUGCCUUGGUGCAGAGGAUUGCCUGAAGCUGCACAACUUGACCAGUGCCCAAGUGGAGGCAGUCGACCCAUCCACUGCCGUUUCCCAUGUUCCCUUGGCUGUCAAAUGCUACAGUAGAUGUGCGAUUGAUGGGUAUUUCGGCGACGAUGGGAAGAUCGAUCUGCAGAGGGUGGGAAAUCGGGGAACCAAAGAGGAGCAUGCUAUUCUGGCCCAGUGUAAGCAGCGCUUUGAUGACGCCACCGAUCUGGGCAGAUGCGACUAUCCGUAUCUGAUGCUUCAGUGUUUGUUUUCGGCCAGAGCGAGCGGAACGAGCGGGUCAUAAUCAAGCUAUUAAUAAAUACAAUCAACCAUAUGACACAAUACAAUAUAAGUCAGUAUAUGGCACACACAAUGGUUAGAAAAAUAUAGAGUUGUAUGUAUAUCAAACAAAAUAAC